UACUUGAAAUUAAUAUUGUUUUAGUAGCUCGAAUAAAGAUAAUAAAAUCAGCGAGCGACAUAUUUAAAAUAGUACCUAUGGAUAAGAAAAUCUUAGAUUUUACUGAAAACGAUAUUAUAGAGAAUUGGAAUACAUUGGUGAGCUCAUCAACUGACUGCACGAUGCCUUCAGCGCCCAAGAAACGUCACCAUCGCGCUAAAAAAAAUAACAUGAAUGACGAGCCUCCAGCCAAGAAAUCGGCGCCAUCGAUACAACUUGACGCUGGUUUCAAGUGGAAUUUGCAGGCGUUGGCGAAGGCCGCGGAAUCCGUGGAAACGGGAGGAAAGUCGCCUGUAUCAGCUCUCAACGAGCUCGGUGUGAGGGUCUCGUACUGCGUGCUGAGACAAGGUGGCCCAGCGCACUGUCCGAGCUUCACAGUUGCUGUUACCGUAGCGGAUAUGACGUUUGAGGGUUGGGGUCACAGCAAGAGGGAUGCGCGAGCGUCAGCGGCGAGGACUUGUUUAAGUGCUCUGUUGGCGAGAGCGGGGCGGGUCCUCCCUAAUCCUGGUCCGCAGCCGGAUUUCACGAGCGACGAAGCACCUAAGUACCCGGUAUCCGAGUUUCAAUGCAUCGAAACGAAAAUACAGCCGCCGGACGGCAACGGUAACAAGGCCACACCACCACCGGGUCUCUUCGGCCCGGCCGUGUCCCCGGUACUUAAGAGCCCGAUAAACAUGCUGUACGAGACCUACCCCGGGAUCACCUUCCACUGCUCCUUCGGGGACGGAUCUCCCCUGGACACGGCGCAAGCACCCGUUACGCUGAGCCACAGCAUGCGCUUCAAAGUGGUCUGCCAGAUAAAAGACCAGAAGUUCGAAGGUUACGGGUCAAGCAAGAAGCUAGCGAAGUUAGCGGCCGCGAGGGCAGCCCUGGGCGAGAUGUGCGAGAAGACCAUGUCGCACGCCAGGCCCGUGUCCUCGGACGGUCUGCCGCAGCUGCUGGCAGAUCACGUCGCAAAAUUGGUCAAUGAAAAAUUCAACGAGAUGAUGCGAGGUGAUCUCGUACACUCCAAGAGGAAGGUGCUCGCCGGUAUCGUCAUGACCAUCGACAAUAAAUUAGAAGGAGCUAAGGUGAUAGCGGUGACCACCGGCACAAAGUGUGUCUCCGGCGAGCACAUGUCGGUUCGCGGUCGAGUCGUUAACGACUGCCACGCCGAGGUCGCAGCCCGACGAUGUCUCCAGAGGCACCUGUACGCACAGCUGCUGAUGUACGCGAAUUCGUCAAAUCCCACAGUCACCAUCCCCGAGUCAGACCUGGAGCCGGUGCCGGGCGGCGGCUACCAGCUGAAGCCGGACCGGCAGCUGCACCUGUACGUGAGCACGGCGCCCUGCGGCGACGGCCGCAUCUUCAGCCCGCACGAGCACCACGAGCCGGAGCCCGACAGGCACCCCAACCGGUUGGCCCGUGGGCAGCUGAGGACGAAGAUCGAGUCGGGAGAAGGAACCAUACCGGUCAAGAACUGUAUCAACGUGAUUCAAACGUGGGACGGCGUGCUGCAGGGCGAGCGGCUGCUGACCAUGUCGUGCUCGGACAAGGUGGCGCGCUGGUGCGUGGCGGGCGUGCAGGGCGCGCUGCUGGCGCGGCUGCUGCGCCCCGUGUACCUGCGGGCGCUCGUGCUGGGCUCGCUGCUGCACCGCCACCACAUGUACCGGGCGAUUUGCGGACGCAUCGAGGGCUGUAUCUCGGCCCUGCCGCCGCCGUACCGCCUCCACCGCCCGCUGCUGGCGCGCGCCGCCAGCACGGAGGCGCGCACGCCGGCCCGGGCGCCGUCGUUCAGCGUCUGCUGGUCCAUAACGUCGCCGUAUCCGGAGAUCAUUAACGCGACGACCGGUAAGCUCGAGAAUGGACACCCGUCGCUGCUCUGCAAGCAGAGUAUGUUCGCUCGCUGGCAGUACCUCGUGAGACGAUUACCGCUGUUACCUCAGGAUCCAGCCGGUCCAUAUCUACCGCCUUUGCCACAAGAUAUGGACCAUCUCCUGUACGACGAAGCGAAGAAUCUCUGUAGCACAUAUCAGGUUGCUAAGAGAUGCCUAACGGAUGCAUUCGAGCAAGCUCAGCUAGUUAUAGACGUCAGCGAUAUGCCGCCAUUACCGGCCGUUACCCGUUCCCUUAGCAAUAUCAACCAUCUAGCGGCGCUGCCCGUCAAAGGUUCCACCAGAGCUUGACUCGCCCUCGUCCAAUAAUAGAAACCUUACAAUUUAAUUCGGGAUAAAUCAUCAGUCAUCAGUCAUAUUCAAUACGAGAUUUGUUCACUUAAACACACGUAUCAAAUACAAUUUUACUUCCAAAGUUACGAUAACUUCGCCGUUCCAAAGUUACAAAACGCCAUCUUUUCGGGAAUCCAUAGUGAAUGUCAUCGAUUAUACAAGAUCGACCAAUGACGUCACGUCAAUUCAAGGUCAAAUGUUGUUUAUUUUGCUUUACUCCGUAAUUGGAAUAGACUUAAGAAGUGAUGACAACGUAGACAUAUAGAGAUGUGACGUAAUUCGUGACGUCACACGCUGAGGCGUGGCUUACUGCAGUUAAUAUGAACGUAGAGUUUAAUGUAAUACGUUAUAAAAAUCAACUAGAACAUGCACAAUUUUAAUGUUUAUCGUUUAACAAGUAAGAGUAACUUCAGUAUUUUGUUUGUUCAGUCGACUACCAAAGUUUUUUUUUUUCUUCUUAAAUAAAUAUCCGAUCCAUUAAAGUUAAAAUAUUUAAGGUUAAAAUAGUUAAGAGUUUGAGUUGAUGUACUGAGUUUAUUUUGUGUGGAAUUUCGGCAUAGUGUCGCUCAACGGUCUAUCGUCGUGAUAAUUACAUCGAAAUAAACUUGGCAAAAUAUUUUUAUACAAUUUAUGAAAGAAAAAAGAAAAGGCCGAUAAUCUUGCAUCAUUUGAUCUCUCGUGAAUACGGAUUGAGACACUUUAAACUAUUGAAUUAAAAUUUAAAAUCAACCCAAAUCCUAACCCAACCGUGGAUGGGUUAGGUUUUCAAGGACUCAUUGAAGGUUAUGUCUGAUAGAGAUAAUUUAGGCUUUUUGAUGCUUAAAACUGAAACGGUAUAAGUUUUUUGGGCUCCGUCAGCGCUUCAAACUCCGAUACCCUAUUGGCCAUGAUAUGCUUUAAAAAUUUAGCAAAUGUAUGAUAAUGAUUAUAUGAUGUAUAAUGAUUAUAGGAAUAAUAUUUAAACGCUUUAAAAAUCUAGAAAGAGUUUUAGGAAUUAAGUGUGAUUUUGUCAUGUAAAAUAUUUGUUUUUUAUUUGUAAUGAUGGAAAAUUUAAAAUCGUUUGUUAUUUUUAUUUUUAGUU
Messenger RNA from Vanessa atalanta (red admiral), 3327 nucleotides. RefSeq names its product double-stranded RNA-specific editase Adar (gene Adar). Bases 78 to 2204 code for a protein of 708 amino acids. Gene Ontology annotation, cellular component: nucleolus; cytoplasm. The record is from RefSeq and is a predicted model, not a curated record. Gene Ontology annotation, biological process: adenosine to inosine editing; RNA processing. Gene Ontology annotation, molecular function: tRNA-specific adenosine deaminase activity; double-stranded RNA binding; double-stranded RNA adenosine deaminase activity. Lineage: Eukaryota; Metazoa; Arthropoda; Insecta; Lepidoptera; Nymphalidae. The transcript is spliced from 21 exons.